Molecule: messenger RNA, 7666 nt
Organism: Lates calcarifer (barramundi perch)
Lineage: Eukaryota; Metazoa; Chordata; Actinopteri; Centropomidae
Gene: cmip
Product: c-Maf inducing protein
Cellular component (GO): cytosol; nucleoplasm
Source: RefSeq, a predicted model, not a curated record
UGGGUGGAGUUUACAUUCUGUCAUUAAAAUAUAUAAAUGACAGGCAUUUAAUGAGCAGAUUACACUGUUGUCAUGACUUGAUAUCCACAUAUUUGACUACAUUUAGUAAGCAGAAUUAUAAAAAAAUCAAAAAGUUCCUCCUUCCUGAAGUUGACCUUUGAGUGUUGUACGGGUAAAUAAUAAAGUAUUGUAAAUUAUGACCAGAAUUCAGUGGUUAUUAUAAUGAAAAACUGAUUUGAGACUACAUUAACAAUCCGUCAAUCAUUUAUUUCACAAGAAAUGCAUCCAUUGUAAUAUCUUUCCUGAUUUGACAAUAAAAGUCUCUGAUUCCGUAAAUGAACCCAUAGGUCUAGGUCAGUUAACUCACUGAGAAUCACAUCAUGUCCGCUUCUUUCUUCUUAAUGGACUUACCCACAUGUUGAUGCAUUGAUGCCCUGUCAGUGUGCGUCUCCUCUGCACUGCUUCCCUGGAAAAAGAUGUGGAUGUCGAUUAACUGCAUCAUUUCCAGUGAAGAGGAAAAAAGAGGAGGUGGAUUCACUUGAAGUCCCUGCGCCGUCCUCCAUAUUUCUGCUCACAGAAGUGGAGGGGGUUGGUGGAGGAGGGAGGGGAGCGUGCGCCCUCGGCAGACAGUCAAGCGCAAAAGACACACGGCUCAUCCGCUCGCCUCCCCAUUGACGUCAGUCCGGUAUCACAUGAACGAGCAGGGACCAAUCGGCACGGUGCUGCCGGAGAGUGCUGGCUCUUUUACACCAAGAUAGGGGAAAAGACUGAAUAAAAGGAAACCGUGCCAGUGAGCUUGUAAUGAACACAAAACCUCCCGGAGAAGCCUAGAGCCGCCGCCAUUGGAUAUAUUGGCCGUUUUCUCUUUAUUCCCAUGCGUUCCUCGCGGUGGAUUAUUGUGUUUGGCAUCGGGGCGGACGAAAUGGAUAAGGCCAUGGCCCUAACAUAUUGAAUAGCUCGUUGGUGGUGGUGGUGGUGGUGGGGAGGCGAGAAGCGCACCGUGGAGACAAUUCAUGGGGCAUUGUGCGGGUAGGAAAAUGGUGGAUUAUUUGCACUGUAUCAGAAAAACCUCAGCCCGUCUGGAUAUCCUGCCAUAAGACUUGGUGGCAUUUCUGUUCCUGUUUUGGCCUUGUCUACAGUAACUGAGGUCGUGUUAUAGCGGUCGGUAGGUAGGUCCCCCCUACAGCUCGAUCCGAACGACCUUAUCCAUUUCUAUUCUUUAUCGCCUAUACAUGAAGGAUUCUUGCGUCGCUGCGUCGCCUUCACCCUCCCCUCUCUGAAACUAACAUUUGGAAACAAUAAACUGCUGGAUUACUGAACUAUGGAUUUCAACAGCGGCGGCGGCGGGGGGGGAAACGAGCUGCACAACAAUCAGUUUUAUCAGUGCGAAGAGAACAAGCCUCUGCUGGGAGAGAUGUCGGAGGGCAAUAAUAACACCAAGCUGGGCGCAGGGCCGUGCAAGAGGUCCCUGCACCACUGCAGCAGCAGCGGGAUGCGAUACAAGCUGCUCCACGAGGGGGACAUCCAGGUGUGCGUGGUGAAGCACCCCCGCACCUUCCUCAGCAAGAUUCUCACCUCCAAGUUCCUGCGGAGGUGGGAGCCGCACCACCUCACGCUCACAGACAGCAGCCUGACCUCGGCCACCCCCACCGGUUAUAUGGAGACGUCAUUGUCGUACAGCUCCAUAGAAGACCUGCAGCUCCUCUCAUGGGACAAUGCUCCGAAGUACUGUGUCCAGCUGAGCUUCCCUGGUGGCACCGUUCUGCUGCAGGCUGCAAACAGCUACUUAAGAGACCAGUGGUUUCACUCCCUGCAGUGGAAGAAAAAGAUCUACAAGUACCGUAAGGUCCUGAACAACCCGAGUCGCUGGGAUGUGGUGCUGAAAGAGAUCAGAGCACUGGUAGACAUGGCUCUGACCUCACCGCUGCAGGAUGAGUCCAUCCACCAGGCUCCACUGCACAUCAUCUCCACCCUGCUGGCUGAGAACUCUAAUCUAAGCACUCAGGAUCAUGAGAACAUCAUUUUGGCCAUUGCUCCUCUUCUGGAAAACAACCACCCACCACCUGACCUGUGCGAGUUCUUCUGUAAGCACUGUCGGGAACGGCCACGUUCAAUGGUUGUGAUUGAAGUGUUCACUCCUGUGGUCCAGAGAAUCCUCAAACACAACAUGGAUUUUGGGAAGUGCCCUCGACUGCGUCUCUUCACUCAGGAGUACAUCCUGGCUCUCAAUGAGCUGAAUGCAGGGAUGGAGGUCGUUAAGAAGUUCGUCCACAGCAUGCAUGGGCCAACAGGGCAGUGCCCUCACCCACGUGUCCUGCCAAACCUGGUGGCAGUGUGCCUCGCUGCCAUUUAUUCCUGUUAUGAGGAGUUCAUCAACAGUCGGGACAACUCUCCCAGCCUGAAGGAGAUCAGAAACGGUUGCCAGCAACAGAAUGACCGCAAACCGCCGAUGCCGCUCCGCCUUCUGCGCCCUGAGCCUCCUACGCCACCUUCUGCCACUCUCCUCCCCCUCUCCACCAAUGCCAGUCCUCCACAGCUGCCUCCCCCUACCCCCUCAAACCCCACCCCCUCCAUCCCCAUCUCCUCUACAACACCGUCACUGCCCCUCUCCCCUCCACCUUCCGUUGUCAACUCCAGCGAGAUCUUGGUGGAGCUGGAACGAAACAACAACUCAGCCAAUGUCAGGCGAAAGGGUGGGCCAUCAGGGGGCGACAGCGAACCCAACCUCAUCGACUGUCUGUUGGUCAGUCCGGCCGUCAACACUCUGUCCAUCCAACUGCCAGCACAGGCUGACCGAGUGCUGGGCUGCUUUGCUCUCAUCCUCAAGAUGCUGUCAGACUACGACGACUGGAGACCUGCUCUGGCUAGCCUGCUGCAGCCCAUCCCCUUCCCUAAAGAGGCCCUUGCACAUGCCAAAUUCACAAAGGAACUAAAAUAUGUUAUUCAGAGAUUUGCGGAAGACCCAAGGCAGGAGGUCCAUUCCUGCCUACUCAGUGUGCGUUCAGGUAAAGAUGGCUGGUUCCAGCUCUACAGUCCAGGAGGUGUGGCCUGUGAUGAUGAUGGAGAGCUGUUUGCCAGUAUGGUUCAUAUUCUGAUGGGCUCUUGCUAUAAGACCAAGAAGUUCCUCCUGUCGCUGGCAGAAAACAAGCUGGGUCCCUGCAUGCUGCUGGCCCUACGAGGAAACCAAACCAUGGUGGAGAUCCUGUGUCUGAUGCUGGAGUACAACAUCAUUGACAACAAAGACACCCAGCUUCAGAUCAUCUCCACCCUAGAGAGCACCCAGGUGGGCCUCCGUAUGUACGAGCAGCUCUGCGACCGACAAAGAGAACUCAAAGAGCUGCAAAGAAAAGGAGGCCCCACCCGACUGACACUGCCCUCAAAGUCCACGGAUGCAGACCUGGCCCGCCUGUUGAGUUCAGGUUCUUUUGGGAAUUUGGAGAACCUGAGCCUGGCCUUCACCAAUGUCACCAGUGCCUGUGCCGAGCAGCUCAUCAAGCUGCCGUCACUCAAACAGCUCAACCUCUGGUCCACACAGUUUGGGGAUGCAGGGCUGAGAUUGUUAUCUGAGCAUCUGGCGUGUCUUCAGGUUCUGAAUUUGUGUGAGACUCCUGUCACUGAUGCCGGUCUGCUGGCUCUCAGUUCCAUGAAGAGUCUGUGCAGUCUGAACAUGAACAGCACCAAGCUCACAGCUGACACAUAUGAGGACCUCAAGGCCAAACUGCCCAACUUGAAAGAUGUGGAUGUUCGGUAUACAGAGGCCUGGUGAUCAACUACACUCACAUGUCCCUCAUACAUCACCAGAAACACACACAAAUAUAUGCACACAUUGCACACAGGCUCAGAUACAUAACAUGAAAAUUGUGCGGCGAUGUUGUCUCCAGUCAUCCCAUCAUUAGACAAGGAACUCUUUACGUCAGAGGAGCAUUCGUCAGCUUCAGACGUCAUCACCGACCCCUGUAGUGAUGCCUAAUACAAGGAAGAAACUGUCUAGUCAGUGUCAGCAUCACUUUUUUCUAAGUGAAAAAACAUUUAUGGACCUCAUCACUCCCCUUACUUCUGUCACCAAUGUUCUAAGGACAUUGUUUUUACCGACAUGAUCAGAGGACAUGCAAGAACCCACCAUAUUGUGGCUAUACUGGGACCCUCUCUCUGCCUUUAUCCUUAUCCUUAUCCUGCUCUAUCUUUCAUAUAUGGUCUCUCAAUUCCCAUAUUCAGUCUAAAUCCAGCUCUCCAGCCAUCACCCUCCCACCUCUGUGUGUCCAUGUCAUGAGGAAACCCUGAAUCGACCCAACCCCCUCUGAGCCUUCUUCUCUUUCUCUCUCCUGCCCUCAUGUGAUGAAGGCUGGAUUCAGCAGCUCACAUUCCAGUUCUUCUCGAUCUUAUCCAUGAUGUAGCUCUCCAGACAGACAUAUUGAACUGUUAAGUCACUUCAGUCCUCACUCUUGUGCUCUUUGGCUUCAGUUUUUAGGGUCAGAUUCUAGCUUUUUCAAGUCUUUCAUUGGGUAAAUGAGGUGCUACCUCUCAGAAAAGAAGAGUUGCAAGACCGUGCCUAUUCCUCAUAUACAACACGUUCACACACAAAAAGAAAAAAAAAAGUUUUUAUCAACUUGAAUGAACAUAUUUUUCCAGACAUCUGUGCUUUCAUAUAUUGUGUGUUUCUAUAUAAUACACGAAGAUAACCCCCAGUGCUGACAUUUCAGAAACAUUUCAGGAGUCUGUAGGAAAGGCAAACAGUAAUGGCAACAUUUGUUCCUUUUUCAUUUGUUUUCAGUGUACAUACUGAUGAUCUCCCAUUACUAUUUAAUAGGACAGUUGUGUAGCAGUAGCUUGGUGGUCUGGGACUGCCUAAUAUUUAUAAGUUGUGUCUUUAAAACAUCUUUUAUUCUCUCUCUCCUGGAUUUUGUCCUGACUAAUGAAGUACACAGGCCCUGUUGUUUUGCACCAUGUAACACAUGGAGCACAAGAAGCCAACCAAGAGGGUGCCCAUACAAGGAUCUCUCUGUACCAUGCCAUGGUGAUAACCUGUAGAUUGGACUGAAGUAAUUCUAAAGUGGACCUGUAAACAAGACCCAUCACCAGCUGAGAGUUGUAUAUUUUCAUAUCCCCUGCUAUUUUUUUGGCUCUUUUGUACAGACGGUUGAAGACGGUUUUGAAAAGAAGAAAGGACACUUGCCAAACACCUUCAUCGAGUAUAGUUUUUGUUUUAUGCACUUGUUUCAUCGGGCCAACAUAAGUGUGGUUUUAGUACUGAUUGGUGUAAGUGGAAGCUGUUGUAACCUGCCUGUGGAGAGACACUGACACCGUUUGUGUUCAUAUCUCCAACCCCCCAUCCCACCCCCUGGGGUCUGAGUGAAGGAUCACAGUGCCUCUAGUGGACCUGUGGGUCAUCUAUUGUUAUCUUUUUUAUCUUUUGUCAGAGCUCCUGUUUUAAAUUGUUCUGCUGUAAUGAUAGAACGCCAUAAUACUUGGGUGACAUUUUCAGGCUGUAUGGAUAAAUUCUUCUCAUCAGAGCAUGAGACAAAAAUAUUGUACAUAUUCUGUCACAAUGAGCUAUAAGGGACAAAAGAUUGGAAACAGGCACCUUUCAGCCACAUCUCGGCCCAUCUACAUUCCCUCAAAAUGUUGCCCAUUUAUUGUGGCAACAUUUCACAUGAUGCGGUAACUGCCCCGAUACUGCAAGUAUGUCAGAAACACUUUCUUCUUUCUGUCUAGAUGUGGUUUGGUUUGAUUUGUCUUGUGUCAGUGGCCCCAGAAAACAUAAGACAAGUCACAUUUCCACCCCUUAUUUCAGUCAGCCUCGCACUGACUGCAUCCAUCCAUUUUAUUUAUUUAUGUCGACCUCCAGAAUGCUCCAGAUGUUUGUUUAAUCAAGGCAGGGGCUACAGCAGAGGACAGAAUGCCGUCCACUUUCAGAUGCUUUGUUUCCUAUUUAUUGAGUGCCAUAACAGUUCUCUGUUUGGCCUGUAGACUCGGUUUGUGUAUGGCCAUCUUUGGGUCUGGCUUUAGGACCUUGUGCUCCCUUUCAUAUCCUUUAUGAUGUAUAUACGAUUGUAUAUAGUCGUCUCCUCCUUUCCUCUCUUUGAACCAUUUUUGAAUCCCUCCCCCUUUUCUUAUUCUUCAUCCCUUUUCUGUUUUUUCGGCCUCCCUUCAUUGGCAGGCUGCUGUUGCCUUCAUCUCAAUGUGUGUGUUGUUUUUUUCCACACAAAGUGCACUGUAAUCUAAAAUUAUGUUUUCAAUGCAUAAUAUCUUUUAAGUUUCCGACGUCUUUGAUAUAAUUACUUUAAUCAAACAUUUGUUUCCUGUGUUCUUGUUUAGGUUUUUUGCAUGUACAUGUUGCUGCGUCAUCUGGUAUUUCAUUUUGUAAUUUUGUUUUAUAAAAGGUUUGAAAUAUAAUAAAGGGUCUGAUCACUAUCUCACUGAGGUUAAGGACUGAAAUGGAGAGACACCAUCUAACUAUUUUCUGAUUGGUUGUUGCCAGGAUCUACCUAUGAGGCUAUUGGUUGAGACAGUUGGGAUCUGAUGGAUAUUUUAAAAAGCCAAUGCCAAUACUGUUUAGACUGAAGCUGCCUCUAGCUGAGAUUUCAUAUCAGAAAAUGCAAAUAUUUGUUGUUUACCCAAGAAUUGUGUUCUAAUCCUGCCAGAUAAUCAUAUCAGAGGUGUAACAUGCUGACUGGCCAUUUUCACUUUAAAAUAAAGUUGUUGUUUCAACACAUCAGGAAACUGAUAGUUCAGUUUGACUGUAAAGCAGUUUUGUUUCAUGGAUUGGCUUUAUUAAUAAAUUAGAUUAUGCUGACCCCAGUGUCGCGUUUAUCCAUUUAAUCUGAAGCUGCAGCCAGUAAAGGCUCAACUUCAGAUCAGAUGUAGGUAGGCCAAUUUUGUUACCCUUGGACAAAGCCAGGCUAGGAAUUUACUUUAUAGCAAGCCAAGCUAACUGGCAAAUAACUUUCAGACAUGAGAGUGGCCUUGAUCUUUUCAUUUAAGUCAAAGUAUCUAAGCAUAUUUACCAAAAUGCCGAACUUUUCCUUCAAACAAGGCAGCGGUCUUGAGGAAAUCCUCUUACUGAGGUGAUCCACAGUUUUUAGGCCUCGAUGACCUGCCACCUGUCCAAACUGUGAGCUUGGGGACCAGCAUGUUGAGGUUGUAAGGGAGGGUUUUUGUUUUACUGUAGAACAUCUGAUGGAUGAAUAGAAACCUCCUCUGUUCUGUCAUGUCUCUGUAUCCUGUGGAGCUCACCAGCUGCUUUGCUUUCCGUUCCUGAUUCCUCCCUCUUGUCUUUUAUCUCUGAUGUUUUUUAUUAAUUCUACCACGUCCAAGUUGUGUACAGCUGUGCUCAAGUCUUAACAGUUGUUAUGGAAGGAACUGGAUCAGAUGUCAUACAGACUGACAAAUCUGACAGACUGAAAAAACCGACAACAACUCUAUUUCCCAUGAUUCCUUGUAGUAAAAUCUUUUUUGGCAGCUGGAAAAGGAGCGCCCAUAAUGUUUUAUCUCUCUUUUUCAGUCUUUCUCCGCAUUGAUCUGCUUCUCCUGCUGGGUUAUUAUUAUUGCUGCUGCUGCUGCUCUGUGGCUGUUGUAAUAAAACUACAAAAGAUCUUCAACAGGAAAAAUAACAACUAUGAUGUUAAAUAAUUUCAAUCAAAAAUAAAUUGUCUGUGAAUAUGUUUCA